Messenger RNA from Dovyalis caffra, 186 nucleotides. The record is from the annotation of a GenBank genome assembly. NCBI's taxonomy places the organism in Eukaryota, Viridiplantae, Streptophyta, Magnoliopsida, Malpighiales, Salicaceae.
AUGGAAGUCCCUCGCCGGCCAAAAGUUGGACGGAAAAGGAACAAGUUUGGGUGCUCUAGGGACAGAGAUAUCCAAGAGCUUGACACAGAAAACAAGGUUGUUGUUCAUGGCAUUUCAGAAAGUAAUCAUUCCUCGGAUCAUUCCUUUUGUAAGUGGAAGUCUGGUGGGAGUUGGGAGGAAAAGUAA